This is a messenger RNA of Coffea eugenioides, 1695 nucleotides long. RefSeq names its product transcription factor E2FC-like. The transcript is spliced from 13 exons. Gene Ontology annotation, biological process: regulation of transcription by RNA polymerase II. The record is from RefSeq and is a predicted model, not a curated record. Gene Ontology annotation, cellular component: RNA polymerase II transcription regulator complex. Lineage: Eukaryota; Viridiplantae; Streptophyta; Magnoliopsida; Gentianales; Rubiaceae. Gene Ontology annotation, molecular function: protein dimerization activity; RNA polymerase II cis-regulatory region sequence-specific DNA binding; DNA-binding transcription factor activity, RNA polymerase II-specific. Bases 112 to 1458 code for a protein of 448 amino acids.
UUCCGCUCGUUUUCCCUAAACCAACAAGAUCUUUCAAAACUCCUCCUCUUCGGUCUCGUCUUCAGACUCUCCCAUUAUCUUUGGGCUUUUCCCCUGGAAUUCCUCCUCCUCAUGUCGACCUCUGGUGAUGGUAGAGGUAGAGGUAGAGAUAGACACAUUGACAUUGAUUUGAACGUUAGUUUAAACAGCAGUUUCGGCAACUUAUCCCUCGCAGCUUCUGGUGUUCCUCCCCCUCCUCGUUUGGAGCCACAACAUCGUUUCUCGGUUCCCGUGGUCCCGUCCAGAGUCUGUGAACGGCUCGACCCUUUUGCCUCUAUACAUUCUCCUCCUGCUGCUGCUGAUCCCUCUGCUAUUAUCAAUUACUGCAUAGCUCCCAAUUUUCUAGAUAUUCAGCCUAAGGACUCCUUCACAAGUCGGAAUUCACCUUCACUUCUCGGUCUUCCGCAUACGAAUGAGCAUGGCAUCUUUGAAGCUAAUAAAGGCACAAGUAAAACUAGCUCGGUUUAUGACAUUACUCAAGCUGUAAAUGCCGCUUCACUUAAGCUGCCAGUAUCUCUCCUUGAAGCUAAGCAAUGCAGCAAAGCAAGAGGCUCAAAUCACGUGAAACCAGGAACGUUGGAACCAAAUGCAGAGGUUCUUGACAAUGUGGGCGUAGUAGGUAGCUGCCGAUAUGACAGCUCUCUAGGCUUGUUGACAAAGAAGUUCAUUAAAUUGAUACGGGAAGCUGAGGAUGGAUGCCUUGAUCUCAAUAGAGCUGCAGAUCUGUUGGAGGUACAGAAAAGGCGAAUAUAUGAUAUUACAAAUGUCCUUGAAGGAGUAGGAUUAAUUGAAAAGACUACAAAGAGUCACAUACGUUGGAAGGGAUAUGAGAUGUUUGGACCGGAAGAGUUGAAUAAUCAAGCAAGCAUUCUGAAGGCUGAAAUUGAACGUUUAUUUGCUGAAGAUUGCAGGCUUGACGAUUGCAUAAGGAAAAUGGAUGAGAAGAUGAAUGCCCUAGUGCAUGCUGGAACUUCUCAAAGGACCCUUUAUUUGACUGAGGAAGAUAUCAUGAGCCAGCCAUGUUUCAGGAAUAAAACUGUUAUCGCUGUAAAAGCUCCACAUGCUAGUACUCUUGAAGUUCCUGAUCCUGAUGAAGAUAUCGGAUUCUCAGAAAGGCAGUACAAACUUAUUGUUCGAAGCACUACUGGACCUAUUGAUUUGUAUCUCUUGAGCAAUCAUGGAGGACAUCAUGAGGAUGUGAAGGUCAAGCGCAGAAAAUUAUUGGAUUCAUCAGUUGUGAAUGGUUGCAGACAAGGGGCGGACGACGCGUAUUAUUCAGAUGCUUCUGGUUUGCAGAGCUCUGAUGUAUCUGGCAUUAAUAAAAUAAUCCCAUCGGAUGGGGCUGUUAAUGAUGACUAUUGGUUGCGAUCAGAUUACGCGGUCACUGCUACAGAUCUGUGGGGUACAGAAUGUUCUUAGCAGGCAAAUCGUUAUCCAUGUAUUGCAGAAGUUUAGGAUCAAAAUCAACGAGGCUCUCCAUUUCACCUGUACAUGCAUUUAUUUAUAUAGCAUUAAAAGUAUAGGUUUGUGUUUAGAUCAUUGAUUAUUAUAGUUUUCCUUGAAGGACUUGUACAAUCCACAUCCCUUCCUUCAAGUGCAAAAUUGACAUGUAGUAAAUGCUAAUGAAUUGUAGGUUCAUUAACUAUUUUCUUCAUC